Messenger RNA from Dothidotthia symphoricarpi CBS 119687, 1324 nucleotides. RefSeq lists its product as uncharacterized. The record is from RefSeq and is a predicted model, not a curated record. Gene Ontology annotation, cellular component: SNARE complex; endoplasmic reticulum. Bases 116 to 1189 code for a protein of 357 amino acids. Lineage: Eukaryota; Fungi; Ascomycota; Dothideomycetes; Pleosporales; Dothidotthiaceae. The transcript has 3 exons. Gene Ontology annotation, biological process: retrograde vesicle-mediated transport, Golgi to endoplasmic reticulum.
GGGAACGUGGGGAAGCCAGGAGCUGGAGGCAAGGGGCUCCCAUUGGCUGAGUGGACACUCCCGCGGGGGUCUCAUCGUCAUUUGAGAAGCCAGGAUUCCACCUUGCAACCACACAAUGGACAUUACUCCCGUAUUCAACCAGGUGUUGGCCAAGCAUGAUGCGCGGCCAGUUGAACCGUAUGUCCAUCAGACAGCGGAACUGGACGAGUUUCUAAAAGAGGCAUACCGCAUUCGAACACACAUCACGAAGCUGCACACAGAUCUCAAGUCGAUACGGCAGAGCUACCUAUCGACUGCUGCCCCACCACGCCGAAAACAGUUUACGCGCGCAAGCAACUCUGCGGACAAGGACUCGAAGUAUUUGUCUGACGCCGAGCGCAACGACAUUGACGUCCAGGCUAAGCAAUCACUGCGCGAGCUGAACCAUGCCAUCAACACCCUACGCGAUGCCGAAGAAAUACGUCAGACUACGGAGACACAAGUUGCACUAAAGAAGCGCGCACGGCAAGGUCUUGGUGCGCUGGGACGAUGGGCUGCCGGCGGCGCAAUAACGGCGAAGAGCGUCGAAGAAGAACUGGAGGAAGCCAAAGCAAAUACUCUCAAGGCGCACAGAGAGAGUGUCUUAUGGUCCUUGGAGAACCAGCUGGUCGAUUGCGGACGCUUCCAGAGCUCGAUGAUGGAGAUUCGACUCAUGAGGGAAGUGGAGAAGAGCAAGAGCGUGCUGCAUAAGACGCGAGUGUCUAUGCCAUCCACGAGCAACUUUGGUGGAACAAGUGCCACAACGAACGCUGGGACAGGCCCUGCUGCGUAUCGUGGGAGCACCUCGCACGUCCAAGAAGAGACAAGCGAAGCAGUCGAGAAGCAACUUGAUCCUGAGCAGCUGCAGCUCUUCGCGCAAGAGAAUCAGGACAUGUUGAAGCAGUACGAGGAUCAGCUCGACAAAGUCCGGGCAACGGAGAAAUCACUCACGGAGAUCUCGGAGCUGCAGACGACGCUCGCAAACAACCUCAGCAUCCAGUCGGCGCACGUCGACCAGCUUGUACAGGACUCGUUCUCGACGACGGAAAACGUCGGCAGCGGAAACAAGGAGCUCAAACGUGCGACGGAGCGGAGGAGCACAGCACGGAUGGUCUUUUGGUCGACGUGUGCCUUUUGCACGACACUUGUUCUGUGGGACCUAUUCAUAUAGCAAGUGAUACGCACUUGUCAAUUUGUUACUUGCAAACACCUGCUGAGCCGACGGCCAGCUAACAGAAGCUUCUUCUUGUGAUAUUCACUGCAUGUGAGACGCCACGGAGUGGGUCAACAUCGUUGGACCCGUUGC